This is a messenger RNA of Nannospalax galili (Upper Galilee mountains blind mole rat), 2038 nucleotides long. It is a transcript of the gene Trip4, whose product is annotated as thyroid hormone receptor interactor 4. The transcript is spliced from 13 exons. The record is from RefSeq and is a predicted model, not a curated record. NCBI's taxonomy places the organism in Eukaryota, Metazoa, Chordata, Mammalia, Rodentia, Spalacidae. The coding region runs from base 59 to 1807 and encodes 582 amino acids. Gene Ontology annotation, molecular function: zinc ion binding; transcription coactivator activity. Gene Ontology annotation, cellular component: nucleus. Gene Ontology annotation, biological process: positive regulation of DNA-templated transcription.
AACUAGUCCGGUGCAGGACCGGUGGCUUUCGCAGCCCAGCUGGUUCCGGCUGCGAAAGAUGGCGGCAGCUGGGGUGGUGUCCCGGGAGCCGCUGGUUCACUGGUGUACCCAGCAGUUGCGGAAAACGUUUGCCUUGGAUGUCAGCGAAGAGAUCAUACAGUAUGUUUUGUCAAUUGAGAAUGCUGAAGAGAUACGAGAAUAUGUGACAGACCUCCUCCAGGGAAAUGAGGGCAAAAAAGGUCAAUUCAUAGAAGAUCUUAUAACCAAAUGGCAAAAGAAUGAUCAGGAGUUGAUUUCUGAUCCUUUGCAGCAAUGCAGGAAAAAAGAUGAAAUUUUAGAUGGGAGAUCACUAGACCAGCUGAAGCGAAGUAGGAGGAAAGGAAGAAACAAACAGGAAGUUCCUGCAUUUCCUGAACCUGACAGGACUGUAGAGGUCAAAACACCUUUAGAUUUGGCCAAGGCACAAGAAAGCACCAACUCAGUGAAGAAGAAGACGAAAUUUGUCAACUUGUAUACCAGAGAGGGGCAGGAUAAGCUUGCAGUCCUACUUCCUGGGCGCCACCCUUGUGAUUGCCUUGGCCAGAAGCACAAGCUCAUCAAUAACUGUCUGAUCUGUGGUCGGAUUGUCUGUGAACAAGAGGGUUCUGGUCCCUGCUUAUUCUGUGGCUCUUUGGUAUGUACUCAUGAAGAAUGGGAUAUUUUACAGCGUGACUCAAACAAAAGCCAGAAACUUCUAAAGAAGUUGAUGUCAGGGGCGGAGAAUUCUGGAAAGGUGGACAUCUAUACUAAGGACCUUCUUCCUCAUCAAGAAUCUCGAAUUAAGUCUGGUUUGGAGAAGGCUAUCAAGCAUAAAGACAAACUGUUAGAAUUUGACAGAACUAGCAUUCGGAGGACCCAAGUCAUUGAUGAUGAGUCAGAUUACUUUGCUAGUGAUUCUAACCAGUGGCUGUCCAAAGUUGAGCGGGAAACUCUGCAGAAACGAGAAGAGGAACUGAGAGAACUUCGACAUGCCUCUCGACUUUCUAAGAAAGUCACCAUUGAUUUUGCAGGCCGGAAGAUCCUGGAAGACCAAAACCCACUGGCAGAGUAUCACAGCAGGCUAGAUGAGACAAUACAGGCCAUUGCCAAUGGAACCUUGAACCAACCACUGAAAAAAUUGGAUAGAUCUUCUGAAGAGCCUUUGAGAGUUCUGGUAAACCCCAACAUAUACCAAUACCAGUCCCCUCCCCAGUGGGUUGACCACACAGGUACAGUCUCACAGAAGAGGACUUCAAAUUCAGCAGGAUUGGGACUAGAAUUCAGUUUAUAUCAGCACCAGCUGCGAAUCCAGGAUCAAGAAUUCCAGGAAGGUUUUGAUGGUGGCUGGUGCCUCUCUAUGCAUCAGCCUUGGGCUUCUUUUCUUGUCCGAGGGAUUAAAAGGGUGGAGGGCAGAUCCUGGUAUACUCCUCACAGAGGACGGCUUUGGAUAGCAGCCACAGGCAAGAAACCUUCCCCUCAAGAAGUCUCAGAACUCCAGGCUACCUACCGUCUUCUUCGUGGGAAAGAUGUGGAAUUUCCAAACGACUAUCCAUCAGGUUGUCUUCUAGGCUGUGUGGACUUGAUUGAUUGCUUGUCCCAGAAGCAAUUUCAGGAGCAGUUUCCAGACAUCAGUCAAGAAUCUGAUUCCCCAUUUGUUUUCAUCUGCAAAAAUCCCCAGGAAAUGGUUGUGAAGUUUCCUAUUAAAGGAAAUCCAAAAAUCUGGAAACUGGAUUCCAAGAUCCAUCAAGGAGCAAAGAAGGGGUUAAUGAAGCAGAAUAAAACUGUCUGACCUAGGAAAAAAGGAACUAUACAACAUAGUGGAGUCUUGUGUACUAAAAUUGCUAUCCACUGGUCCUUUGGAAUUGAAGCAAAAGAAAUCUAAAGACUUGGCACCAGGCUUGAAUCUCUCAGAAUUUAAACUCUUACCAAAUCUGUAUAUUUUUCUUAAAGGAUGGGAUUCUUCAUGGGAUUCUGUAAAAUCUUUGAAGAUAUUAUGUAUAAAAAAAUUUUUUUAAUUCUA